This is a messenger RNA of Pelecanus crispus (Dalmatian pelican), 1786 nucleotides long. The record is from RefSeq and is a predicted model, not a curated record. NCBI's taxonomy places the organism in Eukaryota, Metazoa, Chordata, Aves, Pelecaniformes, Pelecanidae.
CUCCUGCUGCAGCGCUGCGGGGCUUCCCUGGCCCCCUACCUCACCGACGUUAUCCGCAUCCUCCAGGCCACCCUCCUCGACCACUAUGCCGAGGUCAGGCGUGAAAGUUGCAGGUGCGCCGUGGCCUGCGCCCAGGCCAUGCCAGAGCACUUCCAUAUGCAGUCAGAAUCUCUGAUAAAACCCUUAAUGCAAACAAUUUCACACCAGCACUACAGAGUUCGUGUUGACGUAAUUCAGGCUACUGGAGCAGUAAUACAGUUUGGAAAUGGAAAGUCUGUGGAUGAUGUUCUGUCUCAUCUGGCACAGAGAUUAUUUGAUGAGAUUCCCAAGGUUCGGCAUGCUGUAACAACUGUCAUUGGAGAAUGGUUGUUGCACCUACGAGAUAGAUAUUCCUAUUUUCACAAGUUGAUCCCUUUGUUGCUUGGCAGCUUUACUGAUGAAAUUCCUGAAAAUACGAAACUGGCUUGGACUUAUUGGGAAAAGAUAGGCUUGCAGUGGGAGAAAGAGAAUGAAGAAGAUCUGAAGGAUAAGAUGGAUUUUAGUGUUUCACCAUCUCAUUAUCCCAAAGGAGUGACUCGACCGGGACUAGGUUGUCGGGAACUUGUGUCAAGAAACCUCUCCAAAAUCCUUCCAGGUCUCUGUCAUGAUAUAACAGACUGGGUUGGAAGCACAAGAAUAAAAGCAUCCCAGCUUCUGUAUACAUUAUUGCUACAUACAGAGGAUCACAUAACACAACACAUGGAGCUACUGCUUAGAACUUUGUACCAAGCAUGCUUGGAUGAAGAAAGUGAUGUUGUAAAAAAUUGUGUGAAAGCAGCAGAAUUGAUUGGAACGUUUGUCAGCCCUAAGGUGUCGUUGAGAUUAAUCACAUCAGCCUUUGGGAAGACACCUAAGCCAUCUUGUAUAAUGGUUCUAACUGCAGUGGUUCGAGGUAGCCCAAAAGAAAUCUUACAGCCUCAUUUGACUGAUCUUGGCAACACACUGUCACAAGCUGGAGUUUGUCAACGAUCUGAAGAGGUCUUUUAUAUGGAGCAGUUGCUUUGUUGUGUACAAGCAUUGAUUGAAGUAUGCCAGGAAGACUGCAAAGAAAUAAGCUUGCAGCUAAUGAAAGUUUUGGUGGCAAUAAUGGCAAUACCAUGUUCUCAGCACCUUAAAGAAAAGGUAGAGGAAACAAUGUCUUCAUUAGCUGAAGUGCAGCAAUUGGAUAGUUUUCUUUACCUCUACAAACAGCAUAUAAUUCAGCUUAUGGAAUGGGUGUCAGUAUCAUGUGAUUGUUGGACAUGCUAUUCUCCAGAAAUAUUACAGUUAGAUGUCAUCGCAACUCAUUCAGGUCCCGUCAUAGGUGAAGCUCUGAAUAACUUUAUUCUCAUUCUUAAAACGUGUCUUCAGCCAAACAAAGAUCCCCAGAUGCGGUUAAAACUUUUCACUGUUUUAUCACAGUUGCUUCAGAAAGCAAGUGAAACCGUCAAUUCUCAGGGGCUGUUCCCUAGCUACCUUGAGACUGUGAUAAAAGACAUACUGGCUCCUAAUCUGCAGUGGCAUGCUGGAAGAACAGCAGCUGCCAUCCGCACUACAGCUGUAUCAUGCCUUUGGGCUCUUAUUCACUGUGAAAUGCUUUCACCGAAAGAGACCUUAAAAGUCAAAGAUGGGCUAAUGCCCCAGAUUAUUGCCGCCAUGGAUGAAGACUCUAAAAUUACUCGACUGAUGGCUUGUCGUAUUGUUGGUGUUUUUUUAAAAGUCUGUGGGAGACAGUUUGAUGAAGAUAAAUUUACCAACACUUACACAG